Messenger RNA from Alnus glutinosa, 1556 nucleotides. RefSeq names its product nuclear transcription factor Y subunit C-2. The transcript has 3 exons. Gene Ontology annotation, molecular function: protein heterodimerization activity; DNA binding; DNA-binding transcription activator activity, RNA polymerase II-specific. The record is from RefSeq and is a predicted model, not a curated record. Gene Ontology annotation, biological process: regulation of DNA-templated transcription. NCBI's taxonomy places the organism in Eukaryota, Viridiplantae, Streptophyta, Magnoliopsida, Fagales, Betulaceae. Gene Ontology annotation, cellular component: nucleus. The coding region runs from base 352 to 1149 and encodes 265 amino acids.
GACACGUGUCGAGGUACCGACGACCCCAGAACUCUCUCUCUCUCCGAAGCACCAUUUUCAAACUCUCUCUGUCCCUCCCUUUUAAAGCUCUCACUUUCUCCCUGUCUUCAAUUUUCUCUCUCUCUUAGGGUUUCUGAUAUGGAUGAUCUCUGCUGAAGAUUCAGCUGUAAUUUGCUUUUGAUGCAGAGUCUGGCAAAGUUGUAACAUUUUGUGCCACUUGUAGAACAUACUUAAAGCUAAAGGCUCAGCUUUGGUCCAAUUUCUCUCCAAAAAUUGCAGAAAAGUCGCAUCUUGUAAGCAUUCUGGUAAGGGAAUAAUUACAAGAACUGAAGCAUAUUGCCGUAAUUGGCCAUGGAUCAAUCAGAACAGACACAAAAUCAGCCACAGCAGCAGCCUGUGGUGGGAGUUGCAGCAGGUGCCAGCCAAAUGGCCUAUGGUCCUCCCUAUCAAACUGCUCCCAUGGUGGCAUCUGGAACUCCUGCUGUAACUGUUCCAUCUCCAACCCAGCCCCCCACAACUUUUGCUAAUUCCUCACACCAGCUUGCCUACCAGCAAGCCCAGCACUUCCACCAUCAACAGCAGCAGCAACAACAACAGCAGCUUCAGAUGUUCUGGGCCAACCAAAUGCAGGAAAUUGAGCAAACAACAGACUUCAAGAAUCACAGCCUACCUCUUGCUCGGAUUAAGAAAAUAAUGAAAGCUGAUGAGGAUGUUCGAAUGAUCUCGGCAGAGGCUCCAGUCAUAUUUGCAAAGGCAUGUGAAAUGUUCAUAUUGGAGUUGACUUUGCGCUCUUGGAUCCACACAGAAGAGAACAAAAGGAGGACAUUACAAAAGAAUGAUAUUGCAGCUGCCAUUUCGAGGACUGAUGUCUUUGAUUUCUUGGUUGAUAUUAUUCCAAGAGAUGAAUUGAAAGAGGAGGGACUUGGGGUCACCAAGGGUACUAUUCCAGUAGUGGGUUCCCCGGCUGAUAUUCCAUAUUAUUACGUCCCACCGCAGCAUGCCAUGGGACCUACAGGAAUGAUCAUGGGAAAGCCAGUUGACCAAGGAGCGAUGUAUGCUACGCAACAGCCUCGACCGCCUAUGGCUUUCAUGCCGUGGCCACAGGCUCAACAGCAGCAACCGCCCCAACAGCAGCAAACAGACUCUUGAUGACUAUGGACAAGGUAAGUGACGGGUGUUUUCAGGCACCCUUUGGAUUGCUAGAGAUGAAUUUCCAGUGGUAUCUUUUAGUAAGUGGUAGCUGUAGUGUUAGUUGAUAGCUGUAAUAUUAAGUGGAUGAUAACAAGCAUGUGAGAGGUGGUUGUAUUAUGUACGGGCGUCGUAUUUGCUCUUGUUUAGAAGUUUGUCUCAAUGUGGAUUGAUGGUUAGUUUGCUCUUCCAGUAGAGGAUGCAAAAAGCUUAUAACUUGUCCAAAAAAGAGGAAAUCUGUACUCAUGAUACAGCUAACGAGUGUUUAUUUUCAGUAUUCAACAGUGAUUGAUUUUAGAACCAAUUUGUGGUAGAUGCCUCUGCAUUGGUUCUAACUUCGUUAAUGCCUGAGAUUUCAUCCUGCAAAA